CAGAUAGGUCCCGAGUUCCACAAGCGCACAACAAGGGGAUCGUAAUCUUCGGGUCGCGUGGCGCGCGUCGCAGGGAUGUGGCGGUUGUCGUCCAGAUGUCCACUGAAGUGGCGGUAAAGCACGAUAAUCGCAUAUGGAUCGUAAGAGAAAGCCUACGUUUCGGCGAGGAGCGAGCGGAAAGGUGGUAGACGGUGCUGAAAUGACGCAAUUUGCUCCCUAACGCCUGUUAAUCAUCCAGUUUGAGGGUGGGCCGAUACCAUUGUCAUCAUAAUGAAUCGAGAAAACGAGGAACAGCGACCGGUCCCUCAGACGCUGUGCGGCGCGCUGCAAAAGGAACCGAAUUGCAAAUGCCUGGUACUGACGGUCCUUAUAUACGGCUGUCUCGCGGCAGUAACAUGGUGCAGAUGUGCCAAUGUUACCAAGAUUAUGGUCAACUACACCAAGUACCCCAUCAGAAGUACGAGGCACGUAUCAUCGCCCUGUGAUGACGGCUAUAUAUAUAUUCCGGUGGCAUUUAUGGGGAUGCUGUAUCUGGUUUAUCUGGUGGAGUGCUACCACUCGCCAAUCAGAAUUGAUCUACUGCACGCAGAGAGCCAGGACAGCGUACUGUCCAAAUUGGCGCAGCUAAAGAUGGCACAGCCGCGGAUAUGGUGGAAAGCAGUUUCCUACCACUACGUGCGCAGAAAACGACAGAUCACGCGUUAUAGGAACGGAGAUAAUUAUACUACCACGCAGGUCUAUUACGAGAGGGUGAACACACACUCGGCCACCACCCACUACUAUUACGACUAUUGCGGAGUGAAGGACAUCAGUAAGGAACUGAUACUCGAGGCCAAGAUACCGAUUACGAAGAUCACGCUUACGAAGGGCUUCGCGUUUUCAAACAUAAGGUCCGCUACGGAAUUCGAGGAAGCGCGAUCACGAUUUUUCGCUGAACAAGAACUUAGUGAUGAUUACAUGGAAAUGAGAGAAGGUCUUGAUCUCGGAUACAAUGUCAACACAAUGUUGGUUGCCGUUCUCGGUAAUCCGUGGUUCACAAAUCGUUACGUGUAUUGGUGUCUAAGUGCCUUGUUGCUUAGCUGGCCGUUAAGAGUAAUCAUCGAGUACAAAACGCAAUACGUCGAUUAUCAGGUUACCAAACUGUUUGGUGUAAAUUACGAUACACCGACCUCCGGCGAACCCAUCCACGCAUCUAUAAGUCAGUUAAGCCAGCCAGGCUCCUACAUGCUGGCGCCCAGUUACAGCGAAGCGUUACUGAUGGAACCGGCAACACCUCGCAACGACGGAUCGGAACAAAGACAGGAAAAUUGGCAAAACCGAGGUGAGACAAACGUCGCGACUGACAUGGUGCCCAGUUACUCCGAGGCACUUCUUUACGAGCGUGCCGAACCGUACGAUCGUCGGAAUGUCAUCGCGAGUAACGUCGCUGCUGGAUGUGCGAGCAACGUGAUAAUACCCUGCAGUCCCGUGGACGAUUCGAGACGAAUGCUACCGAUGCCAUGCGAAUGCCACUGUCCCUGUCCGUGUCAUGGACAUACGAAUGACUAUAACGACGCGAGGAUGGACGAGCGUAGCUACAUUGAGAUCGCAACCAGUCGAGAGCACUUGCCAAGCACAAGCACCGAUGUCGGCGAUACCUUCGAGAGUGAACUGGCGACACUACGGACGACGGCUGACGGUCGAUUACAUCCCCCUGCACCAAGCAAAGCACCACCACAUUCUACGAACGAUCUUCAGGGCGACGCGUCUCCAAGUAGAUGCAGCAGCUGCGGCAGAAUUUCCGCCAGCACGCAAACGAUCAACACUGACGUUAUCCUGCCUCGCGUUACCGCUAAGAACAAGUCUAACGAAGGUUCACAGACCUUGUCAACGGAUUUCGCUUCCGGCACAGCAUUCGAGAGAGAACAUCGGACUAUAUCGCGCGACAUUUCUGAACCAAACUUGAGAUCGCGAUCGGAACUGAUAGAUACGCUCCCGAAGGGCAAUGUUAGGAGUCUGGAAAAUAUACUGGAGAACGAAGAGGAGCUACCGAAACCUGGUAAAACCAGCUUUGCCCAUCGAAUCUUCGAAUCGCCGAAUGUAGAGCAACCGAAUCUUCCGUAUGAUAGAACCCAUCCUCCUGAACGCCAGAGGAGAUUCCCGACUUCCCUUCCGCCUUCCUUGACUCACCAUCGUUCCCUCUCCCUUGACGAGACGACCGUCUCCCCAAGGAGUACAGGUGCCAUUCCGAAAAUCGAGCCGCGCAGCAGAAUAGUGGUGAAUCCUAUGUCGAACGAGGCCUGCUGGAAGCUACCCAACUCGAAGACAUAUUUCUGUUUGAAAUCGAUCCUGAAGCAAAACAGACGUAGUUACACGCUGGUGACCGCGGACGAAUUUCAGAAUCUUGCUGAACAACAGGAGCAUGCUAAUCGUGCUCUCGGCGGAUAUCCCGAUGGUGCCAACAGAGGCGAGAAGAGUGAUUGCGAUGUUCAGGCUGACAAAGCGACCGAGCGUUCGCGCUCGAGAGAGAGACUAAAUCCCAGGAGGAGGAUGCCAUCCUUCGAGGAAUUUAUGUCGGGAAGGGACAAAAUGUAUAUCAAUGAUCAGAAACAAGAAAGCACCAGAACGCUUAUUUUCGCCAGUCCGAUACAAGAAGUCUUCCCUGGUGAUCCUUUCGGCGGGAAGGACAUCGUGCCGGUGAGAAAUUUGAGGGAGCGUAGCGCAAGAGAUCUCGCUCUCGCGAACGAUCCGGCGACGCUCCCUCGACCAGGUCGAUCACUAGCCGCGCGAGGCGCGAGGCCAUGCCUUCCGACCGAUUAUAGUAGAAGUCCAUUCCGGCCCGACAGCACCGCGUAUCCACAGCCGCACGUUAUGCAUCCCUCGUAUUGGAACGAAAGAGAGCUCCACUAUCUUUUACGUGGCAAACACCCGCUUGAGUCAACUAGCGGUUCCGCUAGAAUGGUGGAGGAGACACCGCGAGCGUAUCGAAACGACGUCUCGUGUCCCACCCACGACGGACUGCAGCACUCGGAACGCGCGAACAGAUGGUCCACGAGCUCGAAUGAGUACGACGAUAGACCUCGCGAGGGUUAUCCUUCGACUAAUUCAAAGUACAUGUCGAACAGAAGACGUCAAGCUGGCUUAACCAGGUCGCUUACUGAGAGACAGACGCCGAGGGUCGCUCGUCUCGACAGGAACUUCCGGCGGAGCUUCACAGGCCGAGUGGAAGAUUACAGAAUGGAAAACGCCAGACGGACGAAUCUCAGCAUCGAGACGUCAUUGUAACGAGCGCGUCGAUUCUCGGGGUGCCAAUUGCAUCGAUCUUGGUUAAACGUAACCGCGGUUAAUUUCUCUGCUGUAGAAUGCUUUUCUAAAAUCGCCGUAAAAAAUUUAUUCAGGCCGAUAUUCAUAGUCGAGUCUUAUUUUAAGAUCGUCUCAAGUAAUGUCUUAAAAUGCUAAAUACGGCUCUGGUUGAUGACAUCUUAACACAGUACUUAAGAUAAUCUUAAAUAUACGAUUCUACUAUGAAUACUGGACUCAGUAUUAAAUAUUCGAUUGUGUGAUAAUUGACCAUCAAGGGAAAGAAUAUUGUAGCUCUGUUAGUUCUAAGGCCUGUAUUCAUAAUUGAAUCUUAUUUCAAGAUCAUCUCAAGCAAUGCCUUAAGAUGCUAAGUUGUCGAUGCUAUAAGUUAUUGAUUCUUAAAUUUCAGAUCAUCAGUAUUGUUUUAAGAUAUCGCCAUGAUGAUAUCUUAAAACAAUACGAUGAUCUGAAAUUUAAGAAUAGACUAUAAAUACUGGUUUAAAGUUUACAGCUAUAUAAACUAUUGGUAUCUGGAGAAUUUCAUGAAACAAAAGCAAUCUUAACUUUGUAUAAACAACGACGUAAAUUUUACGAUAUAUUUUAUGAGCAUCUUGAUAAGUAAAUGAACAAAAUGAAUUAAAAUGAACAAAAAAGAAACCGCAGAUUGUUAACUGGGAGAUCGAUUAAUCCAGAUCGUUAGUGCAACUCACUCCUAGAUAAGUUUGCUAAUUUUCCUCCCUGUCUACAGUAUUAUAAAUGAAACUAUAAUCUAAUUAGGACAGGGAGUCACUGGGGAUUUAGCUGACACGAACUGUCGCGAUGACUCAGCCUUAAAUUGUUACUGCUUUGUUCCACGCUACUUGUAUCGUAAGUAUCCGUCCUACUACUUUACGAAUUAAUCAGAUACGCGAACGGGUUAUGCAAUUUUUUCAAAGGACACUCCAAUGCGGGCUAUUGCCCUUAGCGCCUUCGCUUAAAGGCACUCUCGAAAGAGGACCACGUUACGCACAUUUUGGAAUUUGACAAUCGGUUGUCGAAGAAGCUUGAAAAAUAAAAAGGUUCGAGCGUAUGUACACGUGCAUUUAGUGUUAAAUACGAAUUAUCGUUAAGAAUAUUAAAUUUAUUUUUUUAAUGUUUAUUAUAAUCGAGGAUAGAAUUUUAUUUAUAAUUUUAUGUACUAUUAUAUAAUAUAAGAAAUAAUUUAAAAAUUAGAAUUUUUUAUUUAAUGAAUAAUGAAGUAAUAAAUUUCGUCAAAAUUAGGACUAUAUCCAAAAUUAAAAUAAUAUAUUUUUAUUUUGGAUAUAGUCCUCUUACAACAAUUUUCUCUUACGACAAUUGCAUACAUUUUUACAAUUAACUUAAUCUAAACUUAUCUAAAACUUAUUCUAAACUUAAUUUGUUUAUAUUAUUUGUACACAGAGCCAGUCAUCUCUUUUCUCUACAUACAUUGAAAUUGUCUAUUUACAUCUCUAUAUACUUUUCCCUUUCUUUUUCCCUUAUCUCCUUCCCUUUUUUCCCUUUUUUUUCUUAUAUUUUUUGUUUUAUCUUUUUCUCACCUCUCUCUCUCUCUCUCUCUCUCUCUCUCUCUCUCUCUCUCUCAAUUUUGAAUUUUUUUUUUGUUGAGUGUUAUUAGUUAUAAUCGCAUUUAAUGUUAAAUGUACAUACGCUGUGAAUACAGAACAUAUACCAAAGUGAAUAGAAAUCUGAUCGUUGGACAGAACACGUCAAGCAAAAUGACGAUCAUGCUUGAAUCCAUGUAUGUAUUAUACAAUUAAUUUUUUGGGACAAUGUGCCUCGCUAAUUUAGUCAAGCCAAUUUGAAAGUUAACGCGCAAUUUACAAUUAGGCGUAUACGCUAUUUGAAAGUCAAUUACGUAUGCAAGUUGUUACGAUUUGCGGUAAGCAAUGUUUCCUUAGAUUAUUAGUUUAAUUGACUUUUAUGUUUAAAUUCGUUGCCUGCGUUUCGUAAAUAUUGCAAAAUUUACGAAUAUUUUGUACAUUUUGAACGAAUUUGAUUGAUUUAUUCGCAUUAAAUAUAUUCUAUAAGUCUCAAAUAGAAUUCUAAAACGAUUCAAGCAUGUUUCAUAUGUUGUUAUACACGUUUUUAAGUCUCUUUAUUCAAGCAGAACAAAAAAUAAUCAUAAAAUCAAAAUGGCAUUAAAAUAAUAUUAAAUGUCACUUUGUGGUUUAAUUACAAUAAAAUUUAACAUCUUUUUGACGUUAUAAUACUGUUUUGCUUAGGUAUGUUUUAUUAAUUAUUUAUAACAAUUUAUUAGAAUUACUUAUAAAAAUUAUAAAGAAAUUUAUAUUAUAUAUAAAAGUAAUUAAUUGUAACAUUAUCUUUCUCCGAGUUUUGCUUGUUUAUAUUUGCCUCAGUAAAAUGAGCACAGAAAUUAGUUGAAAUGCUGACAACUAAAAAUGUAUACCGGAUGCAUAGCGAUAUCAGCAUCCACACUUCCUCAUACAUUUUAUUUUAAUAGGUCAUGUUUAAACAUAAAACAUAAAUGAUAAAUCAAGGAUUUUAUUUGUCACCAUUGUGAUUGUAUUUAAGUUUAUAUAUGUCACGCUUUAUAGAAAAUAGAUGAAACGAUAAGGAUUAUAAAAAUUCGUUCUAUAUAUGAAUCAAAUUUAUUUUUUCUUAUAGAUUUUCUUUUUAAAAUUCUCAUUUUAGCAAUAUUGCUGUAGAAAAAGCAGUAACAAAAAAAAAGUCUAUUUAUUAAACCGCUCAAAAUUAAAAGCUCGAUAUCGUGGAACGAAUUUUAUUGUUGACUCCUUUCGAAACGUCUAUUUUUCUCGUUUGUUACGAAACUAGUUUACAUGUAAACAAGUAUAGAUUCGUUGAAGCCAAUUGUACAUUUUUCCUACAGAUAAGGUAAAGCGAAGUAAUCUGAUGUUAAGCGAUAGCUCAAUUAAUUAACAUUGCACGCGAUUAUUAUCGUCAAGUUAAAUACGCGCGAUGACCAGAAGAACGCGUCGAAUUUUUGAUAGUUCACUUUCAAUCAUUAAAAAAAAAAUCGGCGCGUACGGACGCGCGCUUCGCACAUACAUACACACAUACACGCACACGUUUUACCAACAUAUGCCUUCGUCGUGUAUUUAUACGUAUACUUUGAAAUUGUAAUGUUAAGGUUAAAAAAAAGAAGCAGCGUCUCGCAAGAAUUAACGUGAGUCUAGAGUUUGAAAUGCCUCGACCUUAAAUUCAUAUUAAGUUCAUCACAUCAGUAAAACUUUUACAAUUAAUUCAUCUCCAUUUUUUCCCUACAAACAGCAAAAAUGGAUAUGGUAAAUAACAAAAAAUUGAUUAUUUUAUCUGCGCUAAUAAAAUGUUACUGGCCAUUAUUGGAUACAUCCCAGAUAAUGCUAAAUAUUCAUGAAAUAAUGUUUAUAAAGUCCCAAAGUAACAUUCCAAGAGUAUUUUAGUGUGUUCAGAAAUAUUUGCAGAAUGCAGGAGCAUUAUUCCAAUAUUAGUGAACAUGUUUGUAUCCAUAUUUUAGAUCAAAGAAUAUUUAAAGAACAUAUAACAUAUAUAUAUAUAUAUAAUUGUUAAAUAUUCGGAUGUAAUUCUUUAAGGAAUACUAGGUUUCUAAAUUAAUUAUUUAACAGAGAGUUAAACAAAAUUAUAAUAUCAAAAUGCUUUAUUUAGGUCAUAAAAUUAUAAGUGCUGCCAAGAGCCAACGUAAAAUAAUCACUAAUGUGUGCAUAAAAAUUUUAUUUAUAAAAAAAUAAAAAAACUUUAAUUUUUAGUUUAGGACAUCGAAUUGAUAUUGAAGCGCAGAUAGAAUUUAUAAAAAUCGCACGAAAUAAAAAUAUGGUGCAUUUCUAUUUCUUUAUUAAUUGAAUACUCAUGUUUUAAUCCAAUAUUAUAAGAAAAGACUCAAACAGUACAAAAUACAAUGUGACAUUUCCGCAAUAUUACAGAAACAUUGUAACAUUGCUGGAAUGUUUUGUUUCAUAUGGCGAGACAAAAUUAAAACACAUUGUGCAUAGUAUUGGAAAAAUCAUAUUUUAUUUACUUUUAUUUUGAAGCUUAUAUUUUUGAGAAUUCAUUUUCAAGAAAUCUUUUUAUUAGAACAUCUCGUAAUGUGGUUUUUCACUUUAUUUCAUAAUUUUUAUCUAUAAGAACUACAGCUAGGUCCGUCGCGCAUUUAUCUGGCGACAAAGAUAUAUACUGCUCUGAACAUUUUAUUAACAUUUGAACAUUCCAUGAACAUUAAUUCUUUUAUUCAUCUGUAUAUACAUAUGGAAUACAUCGAAACAUUUUGUUAAUAUUUAAUUAUUCUGGGAUAAUAUCAUCGAUUAAAUUAAUUGGAAUAUUACAAAGUCAUCUUUAAAUCGCUGCUUCGAGGCUGAUUUGUAGAUACAUGGAGUGUCUUUACACACAUCCUUUUAUUUAUAUGUAUCAAUUUAAAAAAAAAUUAGGACUUCCUGUGUAGAUUAUACCCACGUUAAAGAUUCUAACGAUACGUGACGGAUAAUAUGUGAUAACUUAAUCGUUUCAGCCUGAGACAUUAAAGGAUACGAUAAUCAAAUGUGAUACAUCAAAACAAUUUUAAAAAACAUCAUACAUUGAGAAACUUUAGGCUCAUGUUCAUAUUCGGUGCGUUAAAAGGGCAUGUAUGUACAUACACCUACACGAGUCAAAACCAAAUCUAACUGCGAAUUUUUUACGAAAAAGACGGAAAGAAAUAGAAAUAGCAUGUAUGUUUAUUUUACUGUAAAGAUUAGAUUUUCUCUUUAUUUAACAUUUUAAUUUUAUUAAAAAAUAAUAUAAAAUCGCUAUUAAGGUUUUUCUAAUUCGUGUUUUUAAAACGUAUUUACAGUGACUACUGCUUAUUUUUUCAUGGAACUCAUUAGUAAGCAAAAUGGCGUAAAAGUUUUAUAAAGUUGAAUAUCCCUGGUAGCAUAAAAUAUUGGCGCAAUAUUAAAAAGUAAUGUAAGGCAAUAUCCUUAAUAAAGAGUCCAAUAUCGGAAA
Molecule: messenger RNA, 8250 nt
Organism: Monomorium pharaonis (pharaoh ant)
Lineage: Eukaryota; Metazoa; Arthropoda; Insecta; Hymenoptera; Formicidae
Exons: 9
Coding region: 271-3264 (997 amino acids)
Source: RefSeq, a predicted model, not a curated record